AUGGAACCCUUGAAGGUGCGCCUCAAAGGCCAUCCUUCGACGUCAUCGUCUGCCACUCCGGACCCGACCACCAACUCUUCCGGCUCACCUCAAGCACUCGGACCGGGCCCUUCAGCUCCGACAGAAGCUCCGUCCACCUCGAAGUCUUACACCCCUCCAGUCCUGCCUCCGAACUUGGCUUUGGAGCCGAACAUGUAUGAAGAUGCGUACUAUGUCCCCAAAGAGUACAGGUCCAUGUCCUAUGAAGACAUGUCUAAUAUGGGGCUCGGUUAA
Messenger RNA from Lasiodiplodia theobromae, 273 nucleotides. RefSeq names its product E3 ubiquitin-protein ligase. The transcript has a single exon. The record is from RefSeq and is a predicted model, not a curated record. Bases 1 to 273 code for a protein of 90 amino acids. Lineage: Eukaryota; Fungi; Ascomycota; Dothideomycetes; Botryosphaeriales; Botryosphaeriaceae.